AUGUAUUCGAAUCUAAAGGUAUCGUAUAUAAAUGUUGGUGAAACUGCUCAUGGACAAGAAAUCUUCCUCCGAGUUCGAACUUUUAGUUUUAGUGGUGCCAACAGUCCACAUAUGGUCGGCCAUGAUCUAGAUUUGAACAAAUGGUUUUCGUUCGUUAUCAAUGAACAUGGAGAAAUCCAAGAUGUUUUUUAUGAUAAAAAUGAAGAAGAUGAAAUUGUUGCUAUCAAGAAAGGAAUGGCGGCCAUGUUUGCUGGAAAACUACAUGACGAAGAUGAGAAUUUGAUGGAGAAGACUCCCGAAGGUUGGAGGUAUCAUGUACAGGAAGUUGGUCAUGAAGGUCAGCACAAUGCCACAUAUAACGUAGAGCCCCAUUCCGAUGGAAAGAAAUUCACCAAGACAAAAAACGAACAUCCAUUGGCUCAUGCUAAAGCUCAGUACACCAAGACCCUAUAUUUUAACUCUGAACUGGGUACUAUACAUACUGUGCAUGUUGAUGAGAAAUUCUCAGCUAUGAAACAAACUGUACCAGGCUAUGAACCUUUUGAAGGCCAACGACCCACCAAGCCCUCAAAUGAUUUCUCUGAUAUAGAAUAUCCCGAGAUGAAAGCUAUGGGUAAAGGAAAAUUAGAAUUUCUAUCACAACAUAAGAUUUCUGAUAAACCAUCACGAAGUUCACUACAAACAGUACAAGAUAGUAUUCAUAUUAAAACAGUUAAAGCCAAGCCAAUACGAAGCCACGAACCAGAAAAGAUCUUGGAACAAAUUCGUGCCAAUUUAACCAUCAUGAGAAAUCAACCUGAUGAGUCUGCCACCCAGGAGAUGACCAACUGUUUCCAUCAUUUAAUGACAUGUCUGAAUCUAUUGGAUGAUGAUAAUUUUGAGAAGCUUCUAUCACAUUAUCUGGCUUUAAAUCCUCUAUCCAGAAGAAACGAAAAAGACAGAAACCACAUUCUAGAUGCUGCCAUGGGAACAGAUACAGAACGGGCUCAUGAUAUUAUUACAGAGAAAGUUUUAGAUACAAACAAACCAGAUGUUAAAUUGAUCAUGAGAUUGAUGGUACACAUUAUAUCAAGCGACGAGGUUCCCAGUCAGAAACUUUUAACCCGAUUAUUUGAGCUGGCUUUUGAAAAAAAUAAAUCACAAGCUGUUCUACAUAAAGGUGAUGUUUACCAUAGAAUUCUGCUGACGGUUGGUUCUGUUUCCCGAAAACUCCAUCAAUCUGGUCGAUCACAAGAAGCAGCUGAUGCCAUUUCUAAAAUAGAGAAAAUGAUUGGAUACCAUGAUCCUUACAUGUAUCGUAAGAAAAGAUCCAUUAUGAAAGAGGAACAGAUCCUAGCUGAAGAUUCAUUAAAAGUUAAUUUACUUGGAGCUCUUGGUAACGCCAGAUUAGAUCAAUCUUAUGAAUAUAUCGUAUCCCAUAUCAACACUACCAACUGUCAAUGGGUAAAACGUGCUGGUAUCACAGCUCUGAGAGGCUACCAUCAUGAUCAUGCUGCUAAUUUAAUGUUGAAUACAGCUAAGUAUGAUGGUGAUGAUACAGUAAGAUACGAGGCUUUGCUUCAAUACCAGGCUCAUCCUAGAGCUAAAAAGCUGACUCCAUACAUUCCACCUGUAGCAAGGAAUAGUUCUUAUAAUGAAUCAUCAAUCUAUUUCAAUCCUUGGGAUCUGGACUCACAAGAAGCUUCUAUCCAUUCCCGACACAGACGUAGUUUUAUUGACGAAGGUUUUACCUUCAUUCUGCAAUCGCCAUCUGUUGAUUUUAAGAAGAUGUUAGGUUCGACCAAAAUUGGUGCAUCUUUUGGAGUGUUGAUGAAGAAUUUACUGGAUUUGAAAAUUUCUGCUCUGAGUGGUCAUGCUAUCGUAGACGUUCAUGAUGAAGCUUAUGCUAGAGUCCAUCUAGGAGUUGUUGGAGUCAAUUUGGAUUUCUUUCUUGCUCGAGUUUGUUUUAAGGGAAACGCUGAGUACAAUCUGAAUUUACUACAGGAAUUUGGUAUAGAUAAUCUAAAAGACUUGGUCAAACUUUAUGAUAAAAUAAAAAAUGAGGUUGUUGGCGAGAUCAAGAAAGGAAUAGAUUUAUUUAAAAAGAUUAUCCGGGGUGAUAUCUCAAUCGGCCAAAUCUUGGAGGAAUUUAAGCAAGCCUUAGAACAACUACCUGAGAAGGUUGUGAAGCUUGGAAAGAGAGCUAUAGAAAUUAUGAAGAGAUUAGGAGAAAUAGAUGAAAGCGAGUUACCGCCCUUUAUCAGAUCAAUCCGCAAGCUGGUGACGAAAGUCGUUACAAUUUAUAACGACGUUAGAAAAGACGUAAUGGGGUUUUAUAAUAAACUACUGGAAACUAUCACGAUUGUUAUACCGAGAGCAGGAAAACAGAUAUAUGCCGCGAUCAAGGCUAUUAUUGAGGCUUUUAAAGAUUUUAAAAAUGAUCCGAAGAAGGCAAUUUCAACUGUCGGUGGAAAUGUUCUCAAUGUUGGACUAGAAGUAAAGAACCUGAUUGAUGCCGUCAACAAAACAAAAGAUGCCUGUUUCUUUCUGAAAAAAGAGAAACCAUAUUGGUUUAACUUAAAGAAACAAUACCAGGAAAUAAAGGAUUUGACUAAACAAGUUAAAAUUGAUAUGACCUCCGGAAGUAGAAACUGGAUACAACAAAAAUUCGUCGGCAAGGAUCCAGUGGCUGAAUUAACCAAUGGGAAAUACUCAAUGGCCGAGCUGAGACAGGAGGUGAUUGAUGAACUAAAAUCUAUCCUGGACGAUCUUCUGGAACCAUUUGAUGGUAUUAGAAACCUUGGUGGUGAAUUCUUUGAAAGAUUCAUGGGUGUUUUCAAAUUGGUAGAUACUAUUAAAACAUCGUAUAAUACAUUGAAAGAGGGAUAUCGUACAGCUAGAUCGUUGAUUGAUCGGGUAUUCGGACCCAAAUGUCAUAAAGAUUUCCCAAGGAAGUAUCGAAUUAAAGGCGGUGGAUGUGACGGCUCGGGUUUCUAUGUAUCUGAACUAAAGAAAGGUGGAGUUGCUGAAUAUCCAAUUGAUGGUGUUGAUGUUGUAGCUUCCAGAGGAUCUAAGCUUGUGGCACCAUUUCCGGGAAAUAUUCGUCGUUCAACCAGAUCUAAUGAAGUCAUUAUCGCAACAACUGGUGGAUCAUUGAAAGACACAGAAAUAAUCAUCACUAAUGUUGAACCUAAUUCUACCAUACCAUCUGAGAAUGAUGUUCCAUUGCAGGUUCAUGCUGGCCAAAUUAUUGGUAAAGUCACCUCAACGCCUUGUAGUGCGGUGGAUUUUAUUCAUUUUGCUAUGAGGAAAACCACAGAUGGCGGAAUCAUCGACCCAACCAGAUAUCUUGAAGCUCGUGUACCAAAUUUACCAAAAUGGGUCCAAGAGUGUGAUGAUUACAGACUUAUAUGGAAGUUUGAUUUAAUCGCCGAGGGAAGUAUACUGGGACCUAAUGGUAAGGAAAAUGUAACUGAAACACCAGAGCGAUCAGGUCCAACAAUUAAUCAACCUAUUAACCUAGACGACCAGGAUGAUCCUGCUAAAGUCCUAGAUGGUGGUUUAUUUGGUGAUGAUACAAUGUUUGGAAAGGCCUCAUCUCCAGCUAAAAAGAGUGAAAUUGACGAGAAAACUGCAAAGACCAAAGAUAAGGGUUUGGCAAAUCUUUUUAAGAGACCUGCCGCGUUUCUUCAGAAGUUUUCAAUUCGUAAACUUAAAAUGGGGGCCAUCUUGGAUUUAUUAGAUAUUCUGGGUUUGGAUGAAAGUAAAGCAGCCAUGGCGGAGGUCAUCCUCAAAAUAAAGGAAAUCAUCGAUAACAAACCCUGUUUUAAUCCCUACCAAAUGACUGAUGAUCAGCUACGGACAGAAUUAACUGAGAGAGGUUUAUCUGCUGAAGGUUCCACAAAAACCAUGAUACAAAAACUGACUGCUCCUAACAAAAAAUGUGCUGCUAUGAGUCUGAAUAUGCCUACAGAUAGAAUGUUUUGUACGUUUGAUCAACACUGUCUGGGCAUAGAAUGCUGUGCUCAUCUGAAGGUCUUCAUGUUCCUGAAAACAUACAAGAUCUUCGCUAGAUUUGACCCCUGUGACCUUAUGUUUGUAUUUGGAAUUAAAGACGUGUUUGAGAAAAAGAUUGGACCUUUUGGAGGCUUGUAUGGAAAUCAAGAACUAGUGGUUAAACCUGGAGUUAAGAUUGAUUUACUUGGUGGAAUGGAACUUGUCAUCACUGUAAUCAUCGAGAAGACAGAUUCUGUAGCACUGGGAACAUUGGGUGUAACUUUUUGUUCUAUUGAAGAUGAAGAUAAUUGUCUCCCUUCCUUGAAUAUAUUGGAUGAAACCAUUCUUCCCUUACCAGUCUGUGCACCUGAUGGAAGCUUCACUUGGCCUGAUGUUAAUUGGAAGGAAUACUACAGUAGAGACGCAAUCAAAAAACGCCUUAAAGAAUCAGCCAAGAAACUAGCUGAAGAAGGUAUUGAGUAUGGUAUAAAAGAGGGUCUGAAGGAACUUGGUAUUCCAGAGGAACUACUAGAGGAGACCCCACCCUGUCAACGUCCAGAAAUUUUAACAGAUACUCUGUUAAAGAACCAACUAUCAGAGCUUGGUUUAGUUACUACUGGAACUCUUCAACAACUGCGAGAUAGACUCAGUAAUUCUCAUAAGACCUGCACCAUCCUGGAUAAAACUUUGACACUACCAACUAUUAAGAACGAGAAACUGAAGAAAUUGAUAUACCUUCGAAUUAGUCAGAACUGUCUUCAUCUACAGGCGUGUAUAGACGUUAAAAUACGAUCUAAAUUAUUCAACUUUACCAAAGCAUUUAAUGCUUAUAUAGAACUUGAUGCUUGUAACUUCUUACUCCAUGUUGGAUUUGAAACAUACAAACAUUCUAUUGUCCUGAUCGGUUAUGAAUGGGGAAAAGAAGAAGAACUUCCACUGGGUAAAGCAAUUAACCUCAAAUUUAAAAUAGAUAAAGACAGCAAUAAGAAAGUAUUUAUUGUUGAUUUUGGUGUGCUGAUUAACCUGGGUGAUGAAGAGUCGUCAAUUGAUAGUAAAAUGUUGGAAGGAAUGGAAAUACCUAUACCAAUCUGUAAUGAAAAUUUCACACUACCAGGAGGCGGUUCAAUCGCUGACUUUGCUAAAGAAAUGGGAGGAAAAUUGUCCGAGGCAGCUGUUGAAGUUAUCUUCCAAAAACUUGGAUUAAAUAAAAUCUUUGAUGAAGGUACAUGUAAUGUUCCACCAUCACCAACAGAUUGUCCAUGGAAUAUUGAUGUAGAGAAAUAUCUACCAGCUAAAGUAAAAGAUAAAGUAACUUGUGGAAUGCCUGAUGAUUGUUUUGGUGUAAAUUGUUGCGUUGAUUUCCAGUUUAAAAUACCAUUUAUUGAUGAUCCAGUAGUUAAAAGUGUAUUCAUCUACGCUAAAUUUGACCCGUGUGAUUUCAGACUGGAUGUUGGUUUUGGAAAAUAUAAGCAUUCUGAAAAGUUACUGACCUAUCAAUGGGGUACACCAACCAAGUUAAAAAUAGGAAGUGGAGAUCCUGCGCCAAUUACAUUAACUCUGACAAUAAACAAAUAUACCCAAGGUUUUAUAUUAGAUCUAAGUGUUCUGGCCUGUAUACCAAUAGAUGGCUCAAUGUUCUGUUUCCCAGAAGAAGGUCUAGAUCUGAUGAAAGAUGUUCGUAUACCAGCCUGUGAUGCUAGAGCUCUCGCUAACCUAACUGAUAUAGAUUUUAGUCUGGAAGGUUACUUCAAGGAAAUCGGAGAUCAAGCUGGUCAGAAACUAGCUAAAUCUGCUGCUCAAUUUCUAUUGGAUAAAUUUGGAAUUACUCCAUUUUUAUUGGACGAGAGAUGUGAUGUCAAACGCGAGCCUUAUUCAUCUAGUAUUGAUGGUUGGAGAAAUGAUUGUCCCAAACCAAUCAAAAAGCUGCCCAAAUUACCAAAAGGAUUGAUUUGUCAUAUCGGUGAUACUUGUACUAAGAUUGAUUGCUGUUUUGAUGUUGCUUUCCUAGACAUGUCUUUCCACGCCUUCCUUAAUCUUGAUAUGUGUGAUUACUUCCUGGAGGCGUCAAUCGAGAAGAAACACAUCAAAUAUUCUCUGUUUAAUGAUGAAUAUAAUCUUGAUACAGGAAUUACUGGUGAAGUCAAAAUUUCAGAUUUCUUUGUUGUGACUUUUGGUGUUCGUAAAGUGGAUAAGAAGUUUUUGUUAGAUCUAUCUAUCAAAGUUUGUUUUGAGAAAGAUAAAUGUCAAGAAAAUUACCCAAUAUUAACUGGUACUGAAGUCCCACAGUUUAUCUGUGAUCUGAACGCCAAGUUAGAUUUUAAUCUCAAAAACUUCUCUAUUGCUGAUUGGGCAAAAGAGAAAGGUAUGGAUAUAGCAGAUGGUCUAGCUAAAAAGGCAGUUCAAGUAUUUUUAGAACAAACUGGUAUAGCUGAGAAGAUGUUAGAUCCACCUUGUAAACGUGACAGUUUACAAUAUCAACCUGCUCUUCCUUCCAACUGGAAAAAUGAUUGUCCCAAGAUAACAACGCUACCAGAACUGAAGGCACCAGCUAAUUGUUAUAUACCUGACUAUUGUACUGGUAUUGACUGCUGUCUAGAAAGUGACUUACUGGGAAUUUCACUGAACGCUCAUCUCAAUAUUGAUACUUGUAACUAUGUUAUUGAAGGAGCUAUUGAAAAAAUUGGAUUCAAGAUCGUUAUUUUGGAGUAUGACUGGGGAACUGAAGAGGAAGAAAAGCUGAGCGAAUUUGUAUUUAUCAAAUUUAAGAUUGAUCGUCUGUUAGAACAGAAGAUGUUUAUAGUUGAUUUGUCUAUCAAGAUGUGUUUCAAGGGAGCAGAUAGCUGUGAAAUAGAUCUACCAGUACUUCAACAAUCUCGUAUCCCUAUGCCAUUGUGUAAUAUGGAGAUGGGUUUCAAAAUCAAAGAUUUCUCCUUGAAGAAUUGGCUUGAAGAGAGAGGUGGAGAUCUAACUGCUAUCUUAGCUAAUCAAUUAAUGGACCAACUUGGAAUUACCAAAUAUCUUAAAGAUACACCUUGUAGUUUUGUUCAAGAACCAUUUAAAACAGCUUCAGUAAAUGAUGGCUGGAACAAGGCUUGUCCACUGAACAUGACGUUACCAGCUCUAAAUGAUCGUAUGGCCUGUUAUAUACCUGAAUAUUGUACUGGUAUAACAUGCUGUGUUGAUGUAAGAGAAAUACGGAGAACUUUCCAGGCUCAUCUCUUUAUUGAUACCUGUAAUUAUAUAUUCAGUGUGGGAAUCGAGAAGAUCGUUUACAAUGUAACAUUGGUCGAUUAUGUUUGGGGAACUGAAGAGUCUAUUGAUAUUGGUGGAAUUUUUCAACUCAAGUUUAGAAUUGAAGAUCUACCAGGAGAGAAACAAUAUCUGGUCAAUUUGAAGAUGAGUGCCUGUUUUACUGCUGGAGAGAAAUGUGACUUGGAAAUACCAGUUUUUACUGAUAUGAGAGUUCCUAAAUUGCUAUGUGACUGGGAUGCUACUCUUGCUUUAAAAGAUUUUAAACUGGAUGAAUGGCUAGCUGAACAGGGAGGACAGCUAACAGAUACAAUCAUUGAUAAAUUACUGGAGAAAUUUGGUAUUUCUGCUUACCUUACAUCACCAAUGUGUGACAGAGAUGGUUCCAUUUAUGCACCAGCUGUUCAAGGAUGGAAAAAGGAUUGCCAGCUGAACAUGAACCUACCAGCUCUACCUAGUGAUCUGUCUUGUCAAGUACCUGAUUUCUGUACUGGAAUAGACUGCUGUCUUCAAGUACCAUUCUUAAAACGAUCUUUCCGAGCUGUUGCUAGUAUCAAUAUGUGUACCAAUGUUCUAACUCUGUCCAUUGAGAAAAUAAAACUACAGAAAUCUCUUAUAAAUUACAAUUGGGGACAACCAGAUAGUUUCAAUUUACGAGGCGUCAUAAGAGUAGAUUAUGUUAUCUAUGAUUUAGCUGGGGAUAAACAGUAUUUAUUAGGUUUAAAUAUGAGUGUUUGUCUAAGCUCUGAUAAACCUUGUCAACCUACUGUUACUGUACUCAAUAAUGUUAGAAUACCAAAACUCUUCUGUGAUUGGGAUGCUACAACUGACUUAAAAGACUUUUCGCUGCAGAAGUUUUUAGAAGAACAGAAACAGAAUCUAGGGGAUGCUUUAUCCGAACUGACCUUUUCACGAUUAUUUGAAGCUCUGAAUAUUUCUCAAUAUUUGAUCAGACCACAAUGUAACCGUGCUGGCGAUGUUUAUUCUCCUGCUAACGCUAAAGGAUGGAAAUAUGAUUGCCCAAUUCAAACUCUGGAUUUUGGUAAACUACCAGACUAUGCCACGUGUCGAAUUCCAGAUUUUUGUACUGGUAUUGACUGUUGUGUAACAGUUCCAGUGAUUGGUCGAUCAUUUAACGUUAAAGUCUAUCUCAAUGCCUGUGAUUAUACUCUUACUGUUUCACUGGAAAACCUCGUCUUCAAGAAAACUUUACUGAAUUAUCAAUGGGGUACACGAGAACAGUUCAAUAUUAAUGGUGUUGUGGGAAUAGAGUUCGUUAUUGAUAAUUUAGAAGGUGCCAGACAAUAUUUAAUCAGUGUAUCUGCUACAUUCUGUUUUGAUUCCACUACCGCAUGUUUAACAGUACCAAUAUUAAACAAUGCCAGAGUACCUAAAAUACUCUGUGACUGGGAAAGCGAUUACAGUCUUAAAGAUUUCUCUCUGUCUACAUGGUUAGAAGAACAAGGCAUGGCAGCAGCUAAUGAACUAUCAUCUAUUGUAUUAGCUAGAUUAUUUAAUGAAUUGAAUAUUGCCCAGUAUCUUAAAGAUCCACAGUGUGAUACUACUACCGGUGUUUACACUGGAGCUGUUGGUGGAUGGAAGAACGAGUGUCCUCUUAUAACCAAUCUACCACCUCUAUCCAAUGGUUUAACAUGUUAUAUCCCUGAUACAUGUACUGGUAUCCAGUGUUGUGCUCCAGUUCCUAUACUCAAAAGAUCAUUUGAAGCCUUCAUAUACCUAGACUCUUGCAAUUUCAAAUUCCGUGUUGGUGUAGAAAAAUAUGAAUUUAGUAGAAAUCUGAUCAAUUAUGAAUGGGGAACCAAAGAGAGUUUGUCCAUGCAGAAAUUGGUAACAGCUCAAUUUACCAUAGAUGAUUUGAAUUCUGAGAAGAAAUUUCUUGUAAAUCUGAACAUCAGUAUUUGUUUGGAGAAAGAUAAACCAUGUUUCUUGUCGGUUCCCGUUUUAACCAACACCAAAAUACCCAAAUUGGUCUGUGAUUGGGACAGCACCCUGGCUCUUAAAGAUUUUUCACUAAGUGAUUGGCUUGAGAACCAACAAGCAGCUGGUAUUCAAAGUUUAACAUCUGCAUUGAGAGCCAAAUUAUAUGAAGAAUUGGGAAUAGCUAUGUACAUCAAAUCUCCACCAUGUCUGAAAUCGUCCAGUGUCUUUUCUCCAGCCACCAGCAAAGGAUGGAAAAAUGAAUGCCCCAUAUCAGAAGUGGACAGUCUUCUACCCCAGUUACCAGAUAAUUUUAGAUGUCAUGUUGGAUCGAGAUGUACCAAUAUAGAUUGUUGUAUUGAUGUAGGAUUUCUAGAUACAUCAAUCUAUACUCUAGUAGAUGUUAAUAUGUGUGACUAUACGUUAACUCUGACUAUUGAGAACCUGUCGUACGAACAUAAGCUAUUUGAUUACACAUGGGGUCAACCAAGUCAUUUCUAUCUGAAAGGAGUUGUGAGAGUAGACUAUGUCCUAUCCAAGAUAGAUGCCGAGAAAUCUAUUGAAGUCAGUGUAAAGAUUUCAGUUUGUUUGGCUGAAAAUGAUUGUUUGUUUGAACAACAGAUUUUAGAUAAGAAACGAAUCCCACAACCUUUAUGCAAUUAUAAAGAAUCUUUGGAACUCAGCAGUUUCUCCUUGAAACAUUUCAAACUCAGAGAACAACUACCAAGUGCUGCACAAAUAGCUGACAUCUUCCUGACUAAAUUACUAGAGGAAACUGGUUUAGCUGAUUAUCUUCAACAACCAGGGUGUGAUCGAGAAUCGGCUCCCUACAUCCCAGCAGAUUCUAAAAAUUGGCGAAAAGAAUGCACCAAAUCAAUCACUCUUCCAAGUUUGCCAGAUUCAACAAGAUGUCAUUGGUCAGCUGACUGCUCCACCAUAGAUUGCUGUAUUUACGUUGGUUUGAUAAAACGCACUGUAAAUCUAAAAGUUGAAGUUGAUGUAUGCAACCUAGAACUGACAUUAAAAUUGGGAAAAAUGGAAUAUGUGAUAUCAUUGUUUGAUUAUGAAUGGGAUAAAGAAGAUGUUUUCCAUAUCUCUGGAAGAGUUAGACUAUACUAUAAGUUAGUUAAUUUACCAGCAGAAAAUAAGAUAAAGACAGACUUAAACAUUAAAGUUUGUUUCGAAGAUGAUUCCUGUUUAUUAGACGUACCAAUUUUACAACAAGUUGAUAUUUCAUAUUCUCCGUGUGAUAUAACUAAACCACAAGCAUUUAAAGGUCUGACGUUUGAUUUCUGGUCCUUCAAGUCGUGUCAGUUGAAAACACCACCUUCAAGUUGUCCAGUGACUCUUCCAGCCGCGAUUUCUAACAUCUGUCACCUAGCUGAUAACUGUCAGGGUAUAUCAUGCUGCAUGGGUGUAGAUCUAAAAUAUCUUGGACAGUAUUCACUUGCGGCUUCAUUUAAAUUGGAUCAUUGUCAAAAUAAAUUGACCUAUUCAUUAGAAAACAAGCAAUGGGAGAAAACUCUACUGCCUAUUGCAACUGAUACAAACAUCACAGAAAAAAUCGGAGAGGCAAUAGAUAUAAGCUAUGUUAUCAAAGACGUUGGUAGUGCAUAUGUUGUAUCUGUGGAUAUAAAAUUAUGUGCCCUCAAUACCUAUCAGAAUAUACCGUACUGUAAAUUCUGGUCUCUGCUCGAUGAAGAAUCGUUUGUUAAACCAGGAUGUACUAAACGUAGAAAGAGAAGAAGUGUCAUUAAAGUAACCACUGAAGAUCAAUACGAAGCUACAUUGAAAGAUUUGAUUGGUCGAGAUGCAACCAAUAAAGAAAUUCAAGAUUUCAUGAAUGAAGUCAAAAAUGAUGCUGAUACCAAAAUUGAAACAAACUUAUUCCCAGAUUGGGAAGAUGGCGGACAAGCUAAUACCAUCAGAUCAGCCUUAAAAUCCAUGGGAUCAACCAAUCCAUCUACCAUCUUAUAUCGCUCGGACAAUGGCAAAGUAACUGUUGGAAUGGAAGGAAGUGAAGAGGUGUUUAAGAUAUUAAAUACAAUGUCAGGAGUAAUAGAUGAUGUUGAACAAGCCUUUGUUGUUGGUAAAGGAUUGACAGGAGCUGGUCUUAAACUUCUCGGAGCCAAAUUAGCCAACAUGACCAUUGGUGAAAUCAUGACCUUGGUAGACACUAAAAAUAUAGAUCCAGAGAAGGCAUUAGAACUUGUGAAACAGAUCCGAAAUUUGGCCUCUGCCUUGUAUUCUGAAGUAUUAGAUGCUGUGCUAUCAGGACAAGCUGCUGAUACCUUCAAAUCUUUAGAUUUUACUCUUCAAGGCGAUUUCAGUUUCCCAAAACAGAAUGUGGUAUUGUUUGAAUAUAGUAUCUAUUUCUUGUUGGCUGGUAUUGUUCCCAUGAACUUCAGAUUCGGAGCAGGUUGUACUUACGGAAUGCAGAUUAUAGUUGGUGGCAAGAUCAUGAAGAUGGUAGCAUUUGGUGGUGCAACUCCUUAUGGAGCGGUCCUAACAUUUGGUGAACUGAAUGUUGGUUUUAUACUAUAUGGUGGAUUACGUUUGGAAGGUUACAUUAUGACAACGUCCUUCCCUACACGUGCUGAAAUUGGAUUCUCUAAAUUCCCUCUCGAUAUUGGAUUAACCAUGGAUUUGGAAUUAGUUCCACUGAGAUUACGACUAUUGGCUAUAGUCACUUUGAGAGUCAAGAUAGGCUUCAUUAAGUUCACGAAGACUUUGUUUAAAGCAACAUUAUGGAAAUAUUCAACACCAACUAUCAGAAAACGACUGAUUGAUUUUGGAAAAGUUGAAGAAGAUACCUCGCCACCCUUGUUCGCUGAAUAUACAGAUACAAAGUCCGGAAGACGAAAGCGAGCUGCCGGUUUACCAAUCAACACAGCCACCAGACACUGUUCAGUUCGACAACUGAAAGGUCGGGACCAUACAGAACCAGCUAUAGAGAUUUCAAUUCGUGCUGAAGAUGACAAAAGUCAAGUAAAACUAUUUUUAACUGCUGGUUCAAAACCUGGUCUUGCAGAUGCACUUUCAGAAACACAACUUGGUGGUCCAUCGUCCAUUAUCACCACGAAACUAAAGCAACAUGGUCGACCAAUAUACUUCACCGUGGUGGGUCGAAAUAGUGGUGGCGGGUCAGCGACUGUAACAUGUUCUCUACCGACAUAUGAUGUAUCACUACCUGGUGGACGAUUUACAACUGAAUUUGUCACAUCAAGUAACCCACGAGUACUGAAAGCUUCCGUUGUUGUAUUUGAGGACUCUGAUUUGGAAUAUUCUUCUGUUGGUGUUGGUCUAGGUCGCGGGAUCUAUGGUGAUGAAAUGGAACACUGGAACCCUAUUGACUUGAAGGUUCAGAAUAACAAGGCAUAUGACGCUGCUGCUGAUACACAUGGAUAUGAAGCUGAAGCACAUUUCACCACAUCAAAGUUAGGACGUCUCAUAGCACCUGUCGCUCAGGAAUUUAAUGGCAUCAAUUAUUACCAGGCAUGUUUAAAGAAAUGUUUGGAAUUACCAGAAUCAAAAUGUUUGUCUGUGAAUUAUGAAUUAACUGGUCAUUGUGAACUACUCGAGGCUAUUGAAGGUCAUGAUUAUAAAAUAUCUACAUCAGGGAAAUAUUUGCACAUGGAAAGACUUGGUGUUGGGUUGGCGUAUGAAUUUGCCUAUUCUGAUAAACAAUUACAACACAAUAAACUCUACUACUUCAACUUUGACCUCAAGAAUCAUCUUGGAUUUAGAAACAUCAUCUCUACUAAGGGUAUCUUGAUUGAUACCACAACACCAACUCCCGGAGAAGGAUUAUUUAAUGCCACUACAGAUGAAUUAGAAUUGGUUACUUGCAGAAAAGUAAUACCAAAAGAUAGAACAGAUUGGGCAGCCCGCUGUAUAGAUCAAUCGACUCUUGUUAAAAAUCAUAGAACUAUGAUAGAUGGUGAAGGAUCUAACACUGUCUUUAAUGGUCACACUCCAUUGUUAGAUAAGAAAUAUUUCAGAGCUAAUAGAUACAUGUCAGGUAACUGGGAUGGUAUUCAUGAUAAAGAGACAGGAAUCCAUGGUUAUUCAUUUGCUGCUGGUCAUUCAAUAUGUGAAGAGACACUUGAUGAACAUAAAGAUCCUCAUGCUCAUCUUUAUGAUGAAUCUGAAUGGACUCAUACUGGAAUUAUUAAACGUGAUGAAAACGACCCUAUUCCAGAUGGUAAAUAUUACCUAACUGUAAGAGCUUUAAAUAAAGUAGAAUACGGUGGACCAUUGGUAACAUCAUUCUGCCAUUCUACACCUUAUGUUAUUGACAACUCAGUUCCGUUCGUACAUGAAGUAUUCAACGUUCGUUAUGAUGAAGAAUCGGAAGAUUUGUCUGCUGAAUAUAAUGCUACUGAUCCUGAAUCUGAUGUAAGGGAAGUUGAUAUCUGUCUGGGAAGAACAACUAAAGAUUGCUCCAUUAAAGACUGGGAACGAUAUCCACAUUCUGGAGAAGUUAUCCACAAUACAGAAUUACCAGGAGGUAUCCCAGUCUGGGUUAAAAUCAAGGCUUGGAAUAAUGUGAACAUCUCAGCUCUCAGAUCAGCCGACCAUCCUCUUAUUUUGGAUAUAACGCCACCAAUAGCUGGAAAAGUCUAUGAUGGUCCUCUUUAUAAACACGAUUUAAUGUAUACCAAGGACAGCAACAAGAUUUGUGCCAACUGGGUAGAUUUUUAUGAUCCAGAAUCCGGCUUAUCAUAUUUCUCGGCUUAUGUUCGAGCUUCUGCUAAUGAUAUGUAUCUAACCAAUGGAACAGAUUUUGACCAUCGAACACAUCAAGCCUGUAUUGAUUUAGAUGAUGGUGUACUAGAACAUGGCAAGAAAUACUAUAUCGAAUUAUGGGCUUAUAAUGCUGGUCAUAAACAACUCAAUGUAUCUGGACGAUCUGAUGGAGUAACGGUUGAUCUGACCAUACCAGUCACAGGUGAGGUUGUUGAUGGUAUAAAACCGAAUAUGGAGGAUAUCGAAUUUAGUGCUGCAACCGCCACAAUCUCAGGACAAUGGAAAGGUCAAUAUGAUCCCGAGUCAAGUAUCAAAUCAUAUGAAAUUCAAAUUUUGAGGGCAAAGAACAUAUCUCAAGAUUUUGAAGUUCUUCGGGAUUGGCAUGAAUUAGAUAACGACACUCAGUCAAUUGAAUGGCACAACUUCCAUCUUCAUCAUCGUGAUAAUGUUAAACUUAAGCUAAGGACUACUAAUGGAGCUCUGGGUAGAAUUGUCGAGGAGACUGAUGGAUAUGUUGUAGAUUUGACCCCACCUUCUUUAAUUUAUUUAAAUGAUGGAGGUCAACAAACCAAGGAUAUUGAUUACCAGUCAUCUAAAGACAGUAUAUCAGUCAACUAUAAAUUUAUUGAUGAAGAAUCUGGAAUAGAUCAUUAUAAAUAUCAAGUUUACCAGCUUUUCCAAGGAUCAAAGCACCAAAUAUAUCCAGCUGAUGGAGAAUGGAUUGAUGUUAAGGACGCAACAACAGAUAAUGUGAAGGUUACUUCCAUAGCCUUGAAAAAUGGAGCUAGAUACAGUGUUCGAAUGAGUGCUGUAAAUAAAGCCAAUGCUGUGGCUACGUUUGAUACAAAUGGGUUCCUUUUAGACGAUACACCGCCUGAGAUGCGUUGGUUACAUGUUGGAGUAUUUAAUGGUGAAAUAGAAGAAGAUAUUGAUGGAGAAGUAUUACAAGCUGAUAAAACUGGUAUCAAAGCCUCGUGGUUUGCUACUGAUGAUGUCAGUGGUAUUAAAGAUUACUCCGUGGCAGUUGGUACCACACCAGGCGGACAAGACAUUCUAGCUUGGAAGAGUUUUAGUAAUAAACGUGAUGGCUACAUAGAUGGACUCAAUCUGCAAAUCAAAACUGCCAGUUCUCCAUACUAUUAUGUCUCUGUGAAGGCUGAGAAUGGCGCAGGACUGGAAAGUGGGGUGAUAACAUCUACUCCUAUUAAAGUGGUUGAUGAAGAUAAAGCAGGAAUUGUUCUUGAUGGAGCUGAAGGAACAGAAGGAAGUCCCAGUGUAGAUAUUGACUACCAGUUAGAAACAGGAACUGUGACUGUUCAGUUCUCUGGAUAUGAAAGUGCUCUCCAUGGCAUCUCAAGAUUCGAUUGGGCAGUUGGUACCACAGCUGGUGGAGAAGAGGUACAGCCCUUUAUGGAAGCUAGUUUGAUACAUAAAGAGGAAGCUGAUCUUCCUGGUAAUGGUAUUGCCAGUUCUGGAUAUGGUCAAGCCAUUCUACCACAAGAGUCUGGUGUAAAGUACUAUGCCACUGUACGAGGUAUCAGUAACAUUGGAAAUGUUCUCGAAUCUACUUCUGAUGGUUUUACAGUUGAUAUUUCACCACCGAGUAUUACUGUACAAAGCUUGUCUGAAGUAUCAGAGAAAAUGAAAUUAGAACCUGGUAUGAAGAUCUACCAAGCAGAAGUGGAUUCCAUCUCAGCUGAUUGGUUGGUCCAGGAUCUGGAAAGUAACGUGACCAAGAUGUUCUAUUCUGUUGGAACCUAUCCUGAUGGUGCUGAUAUCAAAUCUGCUGCUGAAGUUUCCGUUUUCCUGAACGGAGAAGGCUCACUUCCUGUUGGAGAUGCUAAACCCACAGCUGAUGGUAAACCAAAUAUUAUUAAUUUCUGGGCUGUUAACAAUGUCGGUCUAACAGGAAAGGUAUCGUCAGCCACUCUGAUUGUUGAUACCACUCCACCAAGUGAAGGCGUAGUCACCUGUCCGUCAUUCAUUCAGCCUCAUACAUCAAUGAAGUGUUCCUGGGAUGGUUUCAUAGAUAAUGAAAGUCCAAUUGUUGAAUUUACUUUUGGUUUGGGAUCAAGAGAAGGAACUACUGAUGUCAUCGCUCCAGUAUCUCUUCCAGGAUAUACUACCUUGCAUCUAGUGGACAAUCUGCUUGGAGGCGUAACCCAUGGAAAGAAAUAUUUCGCUAUUGUGACAGCGAAAAAUGCAGUGGGUAAAACAAUAUCAGCUGUAUCGGACAGUAUCAGUGUAGAUGUUACACCACCAGUUGUUGGUCAAGUUGUCGAGUUGAGAACAGAAUAUAUUAUUAACGUUACUAGUGAUAGAUCUACAUCAGAACUCAAUACUCAUAGCUGUAACUCAAAGGACGAUUGUGAUAAGAUAGAUGCAGUCUGUCAAGAAUCUCUUACUUCCAUCAACGUCGCCUGGUCUCAAUUUACUGACCCUGAAACUAAGAUUGUCAGGUAUGAAAUUGCAGUAGGAACAACUCCAGGUGGAGGUCAAGUUAAACAGUUCUUCACAGCAUCUUUAGAUAAACGAUACAUGACCAUCAAAAAUCUGGCUCUCAAUGGAUUGAAACAGGUAUAUGUAACUGUUAAAGCCACUAACGCUGCAGGGUUGAGUACAGUUGCGACCUCUAAUGGUGUAUACAUAUCCUACGUCAGUCAAGGGAAGGAACCUCUGAAACCUAUUGGUGUUUGGGAUGGAGAUACGCUUGAUGGAGACAUUAAUUUCCAAACAAGUCUUGAUACAAUAACAGCAAGAUGGGACGUGACUGGUGAUCCUUGCCCUGCCAUGAAAUUGGAAUGGUCUAUAGUCAGAAUAGAUGGUUUGGUUGUCCAAAACUUCACAGAAAUUCUAGGAUCACAAGUUGCAGUAAAUGAUAAACUCUCAAUGAAGAAUGGAGAGAGAUAUUACGUUUUACUACGUGUAACAACAUCAUCCGGUUAUAGCUAUAUCCUACGUUCUAAUGGUGUGACUAUUGAACAAGAACCAUUAAUACCAGGACAAGUCAAUGAUGGUGAUGUGGUUGGAUUCGAUUUGAACAAGAUCUACACUCAAAACAAAGCGUCUGCUAAUUGGGGUGGAUUUGGUAUUCCACUCAACGGUGACUCUGCUCCAGUUGAGAUUGAAUCAGGUAACCCAGGAGUUGGUGUCACGGGUGAAAAUAAAAACCAAGAGAUCUUGUAUUAUGAAGUUGCUUUAGGAAAAGAUCGACGAUUCCCCAAAACUCGGGACAAUGUGGUACCAUUUACUAACGUCGGUCUGAAUACAUCGGUGACCUUCUUCGAUCUUAAGUUAUUGCCCUUGACAGCUACAUAUUACUUCACUGUCCGAGCUACCAGUAAAUCACUAGCUGUUGCUGAAGUUACUUCCAAUGGUUUCCAAGCUGGUUAUAAUCAUGGUGUAUUAGCUGCCUCCAUAGUUAUGCCAGAAUACAUCAAGAAUAACACAGUUAUAGAUAUCCAAUGGAAUGAAUUUCAAUCUAAAGUUGGUAUGAUGAUGUACUAUAUUGCCAUAUCGUCUAAUAAUACAGUUACUGAGGACCAAUGUCGCCAAUUUAUCGAGGGAGGUGAUAUGACUGAAGAAGGCAGAAAGAAGGUAUUUGAUAUUAGAGAUGUAGAAAAUGUAGGAAAGGAUACCUUUAAACAACUAACAGAUAGAAUUCUAGAACAGGAUCAUGGAUACUACGCCACAGUUAUAGGUGUUGAUAAAGCUGGUGAUUGUAAUUUAACGACAUUCGCCUUCCACGUGGACAUCACUCCACCAGUUAAAGGUCUGAUCAAGGUCGGACCAUAUUACGGCAUGAAAAUGUCGUAUGCUGCCUCCUCAGAAUCUGUAACGGUUGAUUGGAAAGAUUAUAUAGAUGAUGAAUCUGGUAUCAAAUGUUUCCGAGUCAGUUUAAUUGAACAAUCAACAUGUGAAACUGGUGCUACAAGAACCACCAUCGUCAAACCAAUAGAAAUCAAUGGAAAUUAUACAGCUUAUGAAUUCUUGGGGCUUUAUCUACAACCUUCAAGACCCUAUAUAGUGCAUCUUGAAGUUGAAAAUAAUGCAGGGUUGAAAAUUAAAGCAGAGACAGCCCCUGUAAUUUAUGAUACCACUAAACCAACUGGUGGUCAUGUUGUUGAUGGUACGAACUUCAGACAAGAUGUUGUGUGGAUAAAUUCACUAUCUACUGUUACAGGAUCUGUUCUGUACCUACCGUCACCAGAUGGACCAUCGUGUCCAAGUAGAAACAUCAAAUUUACAGAUUCAAGCUGGAAACGCUUCAAGGCUGAACAAAACUAUGAUAGCAAAGGCAACAGACUCCAACUGGAAUAUCGCGAUGGAAAUGUAUUGACCAAUCCUGAUAGAGACAAUGAAUUAGAGAUCAAACUAGCCAGAGAUGUUAAAACUGACACUAUGUUUACUGGUGGUUAUUAUAGAGAUGCUGAUAUGGUCAAUGGCGGAACUUAUGAGGUAAAUCUCCAAGCAGCAGAUGGUAAAGGCAAAGCCGUUACCUCUAUAGUAUUAUGGGAUGGACCAGAAUCUGUUAUUGUAGAAUAUGACUAUACCAAGGAAGUUGAUUGGACUUUGGGCGUCUGUUCUUGUUGUAAAGUUGAUCCAAAUGAUAAUGAAUGUCUUAAAGUAUGUAACUGUAAGGAUUUCCUUGAAGCAAGAAACAUUGUGAAGCGUUCAACAGGAGCCAAUGAUACUAACAAACCAGACUAUGUCAAGGAUCUCACAGAAGAACAGAGAGCAGAACUGAUGCUGGAAGAAACAGCAGGAGACACUGGCGAUGUACAGGCUGUUCAAAUUCCAUCUUAUAGAUCUUGUGGAAUCCAGAUCUUGGCAGGUGAUGCCCAGAAGUUGAUAACAUGGUGUCGCUUCAAAGACAAUCUCAACCAACCAAUGAAAGCAGAGAGAAAGUUGACCUUUGACCCAUCAGCAUCUGUCAAUAAUUACAGAUUAGAAUUCAACAUCCUGCAGGAAGAGGCAACCGGGGGUACUUGGUGUCUGAAUGUUUAUGUUAAUGAUGACGAAAUAUCCGAACUUUGUGGAAUACCAGAACUUUCAGUUGAAACGAAACUCUUCCUUCACGUCUGGAACUGGAAGAACUAUCUGCCUCCAUUACCAACUAAAGUUGAAGACAUGUUUGAACUGUGGUCAACUAAGGCCAUAUUUACAGACCUCAUUAUGCCACCAGAAAGUAAUGCCAUAUGUCGCCUUGGUCGACCAUUCCGUGGUGGUAAGAAUGCCGUUGUGAAAUUUGAAGCAGGAAUUGGUACGAGAGUUAACAGUGAUAAUGUGGUGCCCUUCAGAGAGGUAACAAGACCAUGUAUUCCAUGUCAGACACCGUGUGAUAGAUUUGAAUGUCUACCACCAUGUAACAGUCAAAAAGUGACUCAACAUAAUCUUAAACUGAACAAUUUGGAGCUAAAUGCCACAGAAAUAGUGAAUGGAACUGAAAAAGCUAUACAUUACCAUUUCACAGUGAAAGCUGUUCUUGGCUCAGGAAUGAGUGUAAUAUCUUCAUCUAAUGGUUUCUAUGUUGAUGUUACUCCACCAGAGGUCUUUGAAGAAACCUUCCUAUAUAUUGAUGUAUACCAGGGUAAUUUUACUCCCGUGUCCUACCAAGCUUCUAAUGACACCAUCAGAUCCAUUUUCCUCUGUGAAGAUACAGAAAGUUUGAUAGUGGAGUAUCAAUGGGCUAUAGGAACUACACCAGGAGGACUGGAUAUUCAAGAGUAUGUAUCAACUGGUAUAAAUCCUUCAGGAACCAACAGAAAUCUGUUAGGAAUAUUGGAAGAUAAUUCUACCUACUAUGUUUCUGUCAAAUGUAGAAAUGGUGCAGGCUUAGAAACUGUCUACAAUGAACAGAAAGGUGUAACGGUGUUGCUGAACGCUCCUGAUAUCGCUGAUAUAAAUACCAACAUCACAGGUGCUGAGCCAUUUACAGAGAAAGUUUCACCACCUACUGCUAUGAAAUCAACAGAUCCAAGUUCCAUUGGAUGUUCCUGGACUGUUAGUGCUGAUCCCUCUAUUAGAGAAUAUGAUUUUGGUGUUGGUAGUACAGUAGAUCCUUGUGACGAUAUAUUCCCAUUUACUUGGGUUGGUUACAAUGUGUCUGGAGAAGUCGCAAUCAAAGAUGGCUGGUUACAGAUCAAUGGGGAAAAGGUUGAACCAAUUGGUGCCUAUAACCCGAAUCAAACAGACACAAACGACACUUCCACUGCUACCACUGGUUACAAGAUGGAACCUGGAAGAACUCUGUUCUUGUGUAUGAGAAUGUGUAACGAAGCUAGACGCUGUACUGUUAGAAAUGUCGGUACUUCUAUCAUUGUUGACGCUAAUUCCAAAAUGGCCACCUCUACAAAUGGUGAAAGUGUUGAAGUUAGUCUAGGAUCUUCCACCGGUAGAAAGAAACGUGCUGUCACAGAUGUUGUUAUUAAAACUCCACCGGGUCUACAACCAGGUCAGACCAUCAUGGAAACAGAACUGACUACAGUUCAAUUAGAGGCCGAUUAUAGAUCUGAUGCUAGUACAGAAUUUAUAUCAUAUAUAACAAACCCUGCCACUACGUUGACUCAAUCUCGAUAUCUUCAUAGAUUACUUCUCAAUAGAUUAAAUCCCAACGCAGGAGAUAAAUCGUUCAGUGUAACAUCAGUUGGUAAUCUUCCUAUGCCUGGUCCACUAGAAUUCACCAUCAAAUACAAUCCAGCUACAACAGAUGCUGAUAAACAACCUAUGUUGAUACAUUGGAAUCCAGCUAAAUCAAUAUGGGAACUCAGUAAAAGAACAUGCAAAAAUGAAGCAAACACAGAAAUAGUUAAUGAGACUACAGGAGAAAUUAAGAUUAAGGUAUGUGAUACAUGGAGUUCAGAUGAAACUGUAACCACCAGAACAAAACGAGCUGUAGGAAAAGAUGCAUAUUUCAAAAGAGAUACACAGUUUAUGGUAACUGAUGUAUUACGUAAAAUACCCAACACUCCACCACAGUUAGCUCCUGAUGUACCCAGACAAUUCACCAUGAUAGAAGAUGAAGGAACUAUCGUGUAUCAAUUGAAGGUGGUAGACCCAGAAGGAGAUGAAGUUGUGUAUUCAUUUGGUUCCACACCGUCAGCAUCACUUGGCAGUGUGAAUCUCACAGCUAAAGGAUUACUAAUGUAUUUACCAUGUAAAGAUUGUUCAGGAGAAAUAGAAGUUCCUGUUAAAAUAACAGAAGUACAAUCAGAAGAAAUACCUCCAGAAGAAACCGAAGAGACGUUGAAGAUCGUAGUAACUGAAGCUAAUGAUGCCCCGACGGUUUUUGCUUUGAAAAAAGAUAAAAGCUUAUUGCUAUCAGAUCCUACAGAAACUGUCGUGCUCCUGAUGGAACAGAAUAGAUUAGGUUUGAAUGAUUCUCACCAAUAUUCGUGGACAUUCGGUGUAUAUGAUGUGGAUACCAGCGAUAAACUUAGAUUAUUUAUUGAUCGACCUAAAAAUGGUUCACUCACUAUCAGUCCGGGGUAUGAAAAUACUCCAAGUUGCGGAAUUGAAGCGAAGGAAUCAAGUCUACCGUGUAACAGAAUGUCCCUACCACAUCCUGUCAAUCAAAUGAAGUGGUUAUAUUAUACAAUGACCUAUGAACCUGAAGAAGGAGUAUCUGGCUAUGACGACAUAAGGAUGUUUAUUACUGAUGAUGCCGGAACCAGCUCUGAUGUUGUCAGUAUUAGAAUGGCCAUGAUGAUGAUGCCUUGUCUGAAUGGAGGAACUUGUCAACCAAAAUCCUCUGAUGCUACAUAUACCUGUGAGAAUUAUCGUCGAGCUGAGAGUUUUGAUGAUCACUAUUCAUGUAAAUGUGCAGAUGGUUGGGUUGGUUCAAGAUGCCAGGACGACUAUGAUGAAUGUACAAGUUCUCCAUGUAGCUGGCCGUAUGUUUGUUAUAACUAUGAGAAUCGCUAUGAAUGUGCCUGUUCUCAAGAUGAACCUAACUGCGAUGGACUGGUUGGUUGGAUGAUUGCUUUGAUAGUUAUUGGUGUACUGUUAAUGAUGGCAAUCAUUGCCUUGAUUUGUUACAUCUGCAUGGUUAGAAGAGGUCGGGUCAAGUGGUCUAAGUUUUUCAAUCGCUAUGGAUCAAAUAAUUCAAACCAUUCUAGUGACGAUGACAAGAAACAGAUUACCUUUGAUAACAACGCGUAUAAUCUUGACAAUGAAGAAGAAUAUCCUAGGUCUCGGUCAGGAUCAAGUCAAAUGGUGAUGUUUAAUAGACGAUAUCAAUAUGAUGGUUUAAAUGGGCCAAUGAGAGAACAGGAACUAAUUGGUGUACCAUCUAUGAAUAGUAGUCCUGCAUCGAGUGGUAUAAAUGGUAAUGGUAGAAAAGCCUCUUCAUCACAAGGCAGUCACUUUGGACCAAGUACGUUUGAGAUGUCCCGCAGUUCACCUAAGGGUGAAAGACUUCCCCAAGUUAGACUAGUGACCCCGCCCAGGGAACAGUUCGAGGUUCAAACACCAUACAAGGAAACAGUACCAUAUCCAGAUUAUAUAGAUUAA
Messenger RNA from Lottia gigantea (owl limpet), 22422 nucleotides. RefSeq lists its product as hypothetical. Gene Ontology annotation, molecular function: calcium ion binding; lipid carrier activity; protein binding. Gene Ontology annotation, biological process: lipid transport. NCBI's taxonomy places the organism in Eukaryota, Metazoa, Mollusca, Gastropoda, Lottiidae. The coding region runs from base 1 to 22422 and encodes 7473 amino acids. The record is from RefSeq and is a predicted model, not a curated record. The transcript is spliced from 139 exons.